UUUUGACCAACGUAAGCUUAGAAACCGUUAAACGCCGCUCCCAUCAUAUCAUCACCAAAAAUAGUUUGGUUACCUCGAGGAGACCUCGACCGAUUUUCGUGAAGUUGUCGUGUUGGUCGCGUUAGUUGGUAAAGAGCUUGUUGUAGACAUUUUAGUGAACAGUUUGUGUGAUCUAAGUGUUAAAAAUGGCAUCGAAAUCUAAAAAAGGAUCGACACCGGUGGCUCCGCAGCGUCCAGCGAGCCCUUUAAGCCCCACAAGACAUUCUAGAUUACUAGAAAAACAAGAACUUCAAAAUCUUAAUGACCGUUUGGCGGGAUAUAUAGAUCGUGUCAGGUAUUUAGAAACAGAAAAUAAUAGAUUAACCAGAGAAAUACAAUCGACACAAGAGACUGUUACCCGAGAAGUCUCUAAUAUCAAAUCCAUGUAUGAUCACGAAUUAUCAGAUGCAAGAAAGUUGUUAGAUGAAACACACCGCGAAAAAGCUCGUUUAGAAAUUGAUGUUAAACGUAUAUUAGAUGAAAACGAGGAGCUUAAAGCGGAUUUGGCUAAGAAAAACAAGGACUUGGCUUUAGCCGAAAAUUCUGCUAGGAUAUAUGAAACGAGAUGCAAUGAAUUACAGCUUAAAGCUAACCAAGCUACCGCUGAUGCUAAAAAAGCAAUUGCAGACGCCAAGGAACUUGAAAAAGAAAGAGAUAAAUUGAGAAAGCUUCUUGAUGCUCAUCGUAAACAGUUGGAGGAAGAAUCUUUGGCUAGAGUCGAAGUUGAAAACGCUAAUCAAAGUCUUAGAGAAGAAUUAUCUUUCAAGGAUCAGGUUUACCAACAACAGUUGACAGAAACUCGUACUCGUCGCCAGGUAGAAAUCAGCGAAAUAGAUGGUCGUCUCGCUGAAAAAUACGAAGCCAAAUUACAAGAUGCUUUACAGGAUCUCCGUGACCAAUACGAGUCGCAAAUGGCGAAUAAUCGCGCCGAAAUCGAAUUACUUUACGAGCAAAAAAUUAAGAAUUUGCAAAACGCCAAUGAUAGACAUCAAUCGGCCUCAUCAGGUGCCCUCGACGAAUUGAGACAGACCAGAUCUAGACUCGAUACUCUAACUUCGAGAAUUACCGAUUUGGAAAAUCAAAAUGCCGGUCUGGCAGCGAGAGCUAGAGAUUUGGAAAAAUUAUUGGAGAACGAACGUAUGCGUCACGUUGAAGAUCUAGCUCUGUUAGAAAGAGAACUGAACAGACUCAGGGAAGAAAUGGCUACUCAAUUACAGGAAUACCAAGAUCUCAUGGACAUUAAAGUCUCACUCGAUUUAGAAAUCGCAGCUUACCGCAAACUUCUUGAAUCCGAAGAAGCUCGUCUCAAUAUCACUCCAUCAGGUGGUUCCGAUAUUCACGAGGCAUCACAUCGCACUCAACGCAGCUCUUCCCAACGUCGCACUCCUGUUAGAUUCGGUUCUAAAAGGAAGCGAACACUUUUAGAAGAGAGCCAAGAAUCCAGUUUAUCUGAUUACAGCGUUAACAGUUCGUCGAAAGGGGACAUAGAAGUCGUUGACGUCGAUCCUGAUGGUCAAUUUGUCAAGUUGCACAAUAAGAGCAAUCAAGAAAUAGCCCUAGGAGGAUGGCAAGUCAUCAGACGGGCAGGAGACGAAGAAACCACUUACAAAUUUCACAGGUCACUGAAAUUGGAAGGUAACGGAUACGUAACCAUAUGGAGUUCGGAUUUGAACAAGGACCAUGAACCUCCGAAUAAUGUAGUGAUGAGGGGUCAAAAAUGGGUUGUGAGUGACAAUAUGAUCACAACAGUAUUGAAUAACAAUGGAGAAGAAGUUGCUAUUUCCGAAAGGGUAAAGAGACAAAUAUCCAACGCACACUUGAGACACAGGGAAAUGGCUGGUGGUUACCUUUCAGAAGAACUCCAUCAUCAACAAGGAGAUCCACAAGCCGACGAAAGAUGCAGGCUUAUGUGAAACGUGGCCCUAAAUCAUUAACAUACACACACAUUUCUUUUUUUUUUAAUUAAAGUUAAGGUUUAGAAAUAGACAGAAUUAAGAUGCGUUCGUUCUGCCAUUUGAUUUUUUUUUAAAUUGGUUUAAUUUCGAUGUAGGCAGAAAUAACGAUAACUUUGUUCUGUUAUUGACAAAAAAAACUAUUUUUUCAUUAUAUACUUUAAAAGGGUUUCUAUUUUUUAUGAUAUUUUGACCCGAUAUUUUUUUUAUUGUAUAAAGAGUUGUACCUACAAUAUUUGUACUAUUUAUCGAUUAAAUUUAUUAAUCCCUAUACUUUCCAGUAGAGAUUUUUUGAGUUAUUCACCAUCUCAAUUAAUUUUUUUUGAAACCUAGCGUUCCUUUAUUAUUUUUUAUACAAUUAGAUCCUUAUUUUAGUUAUAUGGGUGCUAAAAUAUAUCUUGAAAUAAGAGACUAGACUUUUUGUCAUCGAAGAUUGUGAAUGAUGGAUAUUCAUCACACUUUUCGACUAUUUUACACUUUUUUAAAAUCACUAUUCACAUUUCAAAGUGUUUUCUAGGAUCAGGAGCAAUUCCAAAUGAAGUUUUCCUAAGUUCACCCCUGUUUUUAUAAGAUCAAGAACUUUUUUGUAUUUGUAAGUGAUUCUGAUUGAAUCUAUUGAAGUUUUUCAUGUUAUACAAUUUUUUUUAUUGAUUUAUAUCGACAAUAAUUUAUCAUCUUUCAGUAUGAUUCAAAAGUGUGAUGGAGAUUAUUUAUUACCAUUACAACCAACCGAAGCUGAUUUAUUAGUAAUAACAAUUUGUAAAAUAUAAUUUCUACUCACCCUGUAUAUAUGUAUUUCAUCAAAAAAAGGUUUAGGUACAUUUGAACUACUAUCUUCGUCUUUUUGACCGAAAUAAUACCCGUUUUAUAUAUAAACCUGAUGGUACAUUUGAACUACUCAUAUCGGAUUAAUGAUAUUGUAUUUUUUAGUCAAAAUAUUCUUGAAUUAUGUCUUAGGAUGAAUUUAUGACACAUAUUUAUACAUUUUCCCAGUUAUUUUUGUCAAAAUGACAUUUAAAUCAAGUAGAAAUGUAUAUUUAGUUGGCAAAACAUCUGUUUUGUGCUUUUGUAAGAAAUAUUCUGUAACAGAGAUUUUUGGAUAUCAACGGAAAUGAUAGAUUCAAAGUUGUAGCUCUAUAGAAGGCUUAGGUGCAUUUGAACUACUCCAAAACUCCAGAUCAAUGACAAUAUUGGCAUUUUUAGUGGAAAUAUUCUUGAAUAAUACGAACUAUUGUCCUGGGAGAGCCUUAUAACACAUUUAUACAUUUGUCUCAUUUAUUUUUGUCAAAAUGACAUUUAAAUCAAGUGGAAAUCUAUAUUUACUUGGCAAAACAUCUUUUUUCUACGACCGUGCGUUUUAACCCACUUUCCCGCACGCAUUUUAGUUUUGAAAGUGGCACUUUCCUGCACGCAUUUUAGUUUUGAAAGUGUCACUUUCCCGUACUAGUGCGGGAAAGUAAAAUUAUGCAAAUUUUGACCUUAUUAAAUAGUUUUUUACUUCUGAGAUUAUAACUAUUGUUACUACAGGUAAAUAAAUAUUUACGAAAUAGUCCAUCAAAUAAAAUUUAAACCUUUUCUAGCUUUUUGUAGCAUUUUUAAUUUUUUGAAAAUAUAAAAUAAAGAUAUUUUUUAUAUAACCUUGUACAUUCUUUAAAGGAGUGUCACAAAACAACUAUCAAACCACCCGGAUUUGAUAUCAGUUGCUAUGACAACCCAGGUGUGUAAUUGUUACUAAAACGUCAAAGUUGUUCAAAACGUCUUGGAAGUGACCAAAUAAGUACAAUCUUCUUCUAAAUUAAACCACAUUAAACCAAAUAACUCCACUGGACCGGCAAUUCUUACUAGUCUACAGAAUACAACAAAUUGUGUUUUCAAUAUUAAUAUUUAUAAUACUUAGUAGUUUUUAGUUUUGUAUAUUAUUAUGUUUGUUGGAAUAAAAUAAUUUUUGAAAAAUAUAUAUGGUCGUAGAAAAAAUAAUAAUGACCGCUUGCCCGAAUUCCGCUCCGCGUCGUUUGGGACAACUGCAGUCGCGUGCGGGAAAGUAUCACUUUCCGCACUUGUUAGGAAAAUAACUAUUUUGUACUUUUGUACAAAAUAUUCUGUCACAAAGAUUUUUGGACAUUGUUCGAGGUGGUGUAUAGAAAGCUUUAAGUACAUUUGAACUACUUUAAUGCUCCAGCAUUUAAGAUUAAUGACUUUGUAUCACAGAAAUUUUUGGACAUCAAACGAAAUAUUAGAAAUAGGGUUGAUGGAUUAUAGGAAGUUUAGGUGCAUUUGAACUACUUCAACUAUUCAUGUAUAAUAAUAUUUAUUGAUAUUGAUUUUUUAAUCAAAAUAUGAGACUUUUAGUUGAAAGUCAAAUUUGAACUACUGCAAUCACUUUGGUGGGUUAAUAAUCUUUAAUUUUUUGCUCAUUUCAACAGAUUCCAUUCAAAAUGUCUUCCUACAUCACAAACUGUUUUUAAUAUACAGUGUGAUUCUAAAAUCGAUUAAAUACAAUAAAAUGUGCCAUAUAUAUAUAUAUAUAUAUAUAUAUAUAUAUAUAUAUAUAUGUAUAUAUAUAUAUAUACAGGGUGAUAUAUCAUAUUCAAUAUUUUCCAUCUCUUGUUUCAAAAUUUUUUUUUAUUGAAAAAAUUGAGAUUUUUGUCAAUAUUUUAUUUUUUGUAAUAAAAAGAAAUAAAUAGUGUAUUUGAGUGAAUCUUUUCAGGGGAUUCCAUAAAAAGAAAGAUUAUGUUGCAAAAAAGUAUUUAUAGACUUUUAUAUAUAUAUUUUUAUUUUAUAUAAUUAUUGAACCGUUCUAGUACAACAAACGCAUUUUUUGGCAGUCAGUUCCUAAAGUAUUAAUAAAACCGUAGAAUAUAUCUCGUUAUGGUGGUUAAGUGGUGUAUCAAGAGAUUGAGGUAGCAGCAGUGUUUCAGUUUUUAUCAUCAGUAAAGUUGAAAAAGAAUAACGCAAAAUCGCUUAUUUUGUAAAAAAGUCAAUUCAUUUAAGAAUUAAAAUACUAUAGGCAAUUUUGGAUGAACAGACUAUAAUUAUUUCUCUUCAAUACAAGAACAAAGGUACUAUUAGUGGAUUAUUUUUUAUACCAUUAUAAUUUUGUAAUAAAAAAUGGUCUAGUUUAAAAAAAAUAGUUGAAAGAUAUAUAUGUUGGUUUGCAGCUAAAAAGAUUUUUGUAAAUUAAAACAUUCUGUUAAUUUUUAUCGAAAUAUUUUAAUUUAAGAUAAAUACUAUUUUUUUCGAAAUAAAUUAGACAUUUAGUGAAGAAAAGUAGAAACUGUUCAUUAACUGGUACAAUGAAUUUUUUUGUUUAAAAUUUUAUUAAAAAAAGUUCAGCAUCGAAAAAAAUAGUGAAACCUCAAGUUGAGUAUUUUUUUUUAUAAUACUACUUGUAUACGUUGGUAUUUUGAGAUAAUCACUUAUUAGUAACUGAAAAGGGCUUUUUGAAUAGAAAAUCCUUUAUAUUAUCCCAAUAAUUAUCUUUCAUAAUUGGUUGUAACUGUCAAUUUAAGCUUAGAAUACUGCCAGAUUUAAAAAAAUAGAAAAACAUCAAGUAGAGGCCUAAUUUUUUUACAAAAUCGCUUGUAAACGUUGGUUUUUGAAAAAAUUAUUUAUAAAUGACUAAAAAGGUCAGUUUCAACAAAAAAUCCUCCAUAUUAUCUUAGUUUUUCUGAUUAAAUAUUAGGAUUUGAGAUAAUUAUGAGAAAAUAGGGCAUUUUUGACUGAACAUAUAAUUAUCUUUCAUAAUUGGUUACAACGGUUAAUUUAAAUGUAGAAUAUUGUUAGGCAUUAAAAAAAUUGAAAGAAGCGUAGGGCCCUAAUUCGCUUGUGAACGUUUUUUUUAAAAAUUACUCAUAAGUGACUAAAAAAGUCAGUUCAACAAAAAAUCAUUCAUAUUAACCUAAUUUUUAUAUUCAAAUAUUACAAUUGGAGACAAAUUUAAAAAAUGGGCUAUUUUGAAUAAACGGAUUAUAAUCAUCUUUCAUAAUUGUUACCAACGUUGAUUUAAGUAUAGAAUAACGUGAAGCAUUAAUAAAAUAUCGAAUUGGCCCUUCAUUUUUUUUUAAACCGCUUGCAAACUUUUGUUUUUGGGAAAAUUUUAUAUAAGAAAAUAUAAAUAUUCGUUUUAAUCAAAAACCCUUUAUAUUAUGCUAGGUUUUUCAUUUAAAUAGUACAAUUAGAAAUAAAUUAAAAAAAUAGGCCAUUUUGGAUGAAAGGACUAUAAUUAUUUUUCAUAAUUGUAAGGAACGAUGAAUUGAAAUGAGUAAUACUGUAUAGCAUCUAUUAGAGCCUUAAUAUUCUUUCUAAAACUGCUCAUAUUCAUUGGUUUUUAUAAAAAUCACUUUUUAUCAACUGUUUAGGUCGUUUUGAAAACAAAGCUUGUUUAUAUUUCAUUAAUUAUUGUUAAAAAAUACUUUACAUUAAAAUUUUGUUCAAAACAAAGUUCAGCAUUAAAAAAGUUUUUUCAUCUUUUAUUUAAAAAAACGGGCAUUUUUGGAUGAACGGACUAUAAAUUUUAGUUUACAUUCAAAUAAUUCCUUUAUUUCAUCAUUUUACUGAAAUCAUUUUUAAAAAAUGAACAACAUUGAGAAAACAUUUUUCUAUUAAUUAUUAAAAAUUUGUAUAAUGCGAUUUUAGAUGAAUAGAUUAUAAUUAUAUCUUCCAUUAUUGUUUGUAAGCUUAAAUCCAUUAUUGUCAAAUAAUUUUUUCCCAAAAAAUUGUCUACUAUCAAGAAAAAAUUGAAAAACACCAAGUUGUGUCUUUUUUGCAAAACAAUAUUUUUAAAAAAAUUACUCACAAACACUUGAGAAGGUCAUUUGGAAUCAAAGUUUUUUCAUAUUACUCUAAUUUUCCACACGGAUAUGAUAUGGGCAGUUUUUGAUGAACGGACUAUAAUUAUUUAAAAAUAUUUGUAGUACGUCCGAAUUUAUGUAAAAAUAAGCAUUAAAAUAUAAAAAUUUUGUUAAAAAAAUGUCGGUCACCAAGAAAAAAAAAAUUUAUUUUGAAACUACGCGGUAAAACGAAACGUAAUUGAAAAUUAACUUAAUUUAAAAUUCUUCGAGAUAUAACCACGUUUUAUUCGAAAAAAAUAUAGGAAAUGACUUUUUCUUCAUAUAAAUUUUGUAUUUUGUGUUUUUAGCAUUUUUUUCUCUUAAGAAAACACUUUUUUUGGUAUAGGUUUAAGUAUAAAAUAUACUGUAACGCUUCUUAUUUUGUAUGUGUUCAAUAAAUUCUAUUAAAAUA
Molecule: messenger RNA, 7232 nt
Organism: Diorhabda carinulata
Lineage: Eukaryota; Metazoa; Arthropoda; Insecta; Coleoptera; Chrysomelidae
Product: lamin Dm0-like
Exons: 6
Coding region: 186-1952 (588 amino acids)
Source: RefSeq, a predicted model, not a curated record